Messenger RNA from Nelumbo nucifera (sacred lotus), 3536 nucleotides. It is a transcript of the gene MSH7, whose product is annotated as MUTS homolog 7. Gene Ontology annotation, molecular function: ATP binding; ATP-dependent DNA damage sensor activity; mismatched DNA binding. Gene Ontology annotation, biological process: mismatch repair. Lineage: Eukaryota; Viridiplantae; Streptophyta; Magnoliopsida; Proteales; Nelumbonaceae. Gene Ontology annotation, cellular component: MutSalpha complex; nucleus. The record is from RefSeq and is a predicted model, not a curated record.
UAAUAGUGUAAUACCACUCGUUUCUCAACGUUUUCUCUUGAUAAAUUCUUUCCCUCCUCGAUCCUCAUCACUCUGUUUCCUUGUCUCUCUCUUAUUAUUAUUAUUAUUUUUUUAAAAUGCAGCGCCAGAAAUCUAUCCUCUCGUUCUUCCAAAAGUCGUCGUCGGAGAGCCAGAGCUCUGAUGACUCUUCAUACACUGACACGCUUUCCCGCCAGCAUCUCGUUCAGUUUCCGAGAAACCAACUGAAGCUCAACUCGUCGAAGUCUGAGCAAUCAAAUGCUCCUCCUUCGGCUAAGGAUCCCUGGUCCGAAGUUCGAGGAACAGAUACUCCGCCGGAAAAGUUACCGCGUCGGAUUUUCUCCACCGACCUUCCGGCGAAUGAUGAUAGCCGACCUUCACUGUUUUCUAGUAUUCUGCACAAGUUUGCGAGGGUUGAUGAACGGGAGAGCUCGCGUGAUCGGAACCAAGCAAAUGGUGGUUCCGCUGGUAGUUACUCAACAAAUAUUAAAAUUGGAGAUUGUCAAAAGUUGGCUCUGCAAGGAGCACCUUCUCAGCAUUCCCGUAAAGAUAAUCCUUCCAAUUCUAGUGUCACUUAUCGAGGGGAUGUUGCACAUGUUGAAAGUGCUCCAGAUAUAUUAGGUCCGGAGACACCAGCUAUGCGUCCUCUUGUUCCUCGUUUAAAGCGAAUUCAGGAGGACAGUUCUAACUUGGAGGAGAAGAAUGAUUCAUCUUUGUUUGAUCCUAACAAAAGAGUGAAGUUACUUCAGGAUUCAGAGACUGCAAAUAAGAACCAUAGGCAAGCAUCUGAAAUGACUACUAGUAAGUUUGAAUGGCUUGACCCUUCUUUGAUGAGAGAUGCUAAGGGAAGAAGGCCUGGAGAUGCUCUCUAUGACAAAAGGACGCUGUAUAUACCACCUGAUGCUUUGAAAAAAAUGUCAGCAUCUCAGAAACAGUAUUGGAGUGUCAAAUGCCAGUAUAUGGAUGUUGUUCUCUUCUUCAAAGUGGGGAAAUUCUAUGAGCUGUAUGAACUGGAUGCUGAGAUUGGUCAUAAAGAACUUGAUUGGAAGAUGACAUUCAGUGGGGUGGGUAAAUGCAGACAGGUUGGUAUUUCUGAAAGUGGAAUAGAUGAUGCUGUUCAGAAGCUACUUGCUCGUGGGUAUAAAGUUGGGCGAAUUGAGCAGAUAGAGACAUCUAAUCAAGCCAAAGCUAGAGGAGCUACUUCUGUGAUUCAAAGGAAAUUGGUGCAUGUAAUGACACCAUCAACCGUUGUUGAUGGAAGCAUUGGACCUGAAGCUGUUCAUCUUCUUGCUUUAAAACGGGGAACUGGUGGGUUAGAGAAUGGUUCGGUUGUAUAUGGAUUUGCAUUUGUUGAUUGUGCUACUUUAAAAUUUUGGGUUGGUUUGAUACAUGAUGAUGCUUCUUGUGCAGCUUUGGGGGCUUUGUUGAUGCAAGUUUCACCCAAGGAAGUAAUUUAUGAAGACACAGGGCUGUCCAGAGAAGCUCAGAAGGCACUCAAAAAGUAUUCUGUAGCAGGUUCUACUAAGUUGCAUUUGACUCCAAUGGCAUCAAUCACCAAUUUUGUGGAUGAAUCUGAAGUAAGAAAACUGAUUCAAAACAAGGGAUACUUUAAAGGGUCUACUAAAUUGUGGGAUUCUGUACUUGAUGGUGGUGUUCACCAUGACCUCACCAUAUGUGCCCUUGGGGGACUUGUUGGGAACUUAUCUAGGUUGAAGUUAGAUGAUGUUCUAUGUAAUGGGGAUGUUUUACCUUACCAAGUCUACAAAGGCUGCCUUAGGAUGGAUGGCCAAACACUGGUAAAUCUUGAGAUUUUCAGCAACAAUGCUGACGGUGGUCAAUCAGGUACUUUAUAUAAAUAUCUUGAUAACUGCACAACAUCAUCUGGCAAACGUCUUUUAAGGAGCUGGAUUUGUCAUCCACUAAGGGAUGUUGGGGAUAUCGAUAGUAGGCUUAAUGUGGUUGAGGAACUAGUAACACAUUCAGAAAUAACUUCCCUUGUGGCUCAAUAUCUUCGAAAGAUUCCUGAUAUUGAAAGGCUUCUUGGACGAGUGAAGGCUACUGUUGGGUCCUCAGCUUCACUUUUAUUGCCAAUGGUUGGGGAAAAAGUACUGAAACAACGAGUGAAAGUAUUUGGAUGUCUUGUUAAAGGAAUGCGUGUAGGAAUUGACUUGCUAAUGAUACUACAGAAAGAAGAGCAUUUGUUCUUGUCAUUGUCUAAAAUUAUGGUUCUUCCACUUCUAACUGGUAGCAAUGGGCUUGAUGAAUUUCUUACCCAAUUUGAAGCAGCUUUGGAUACCAAUUUUCCAAAGUAUCAGGAUCAUGAUGUGACAGAGUCAGAUGCCGAAACAUUAUCUCUUCUGGUUGAGUUAUUUAUUGAAAAAGAUACUGAGUGGUCUCAAGUCAUCCAUGCCUUGAAUUGCAUCGAUGUGCUACAAUCCUUUGCUGUUGCUGCAAAUUCUUCAUGUGGGUCUAUGUGUAGACCUGUUGUCUUGCCUGCUAAUUCUAGAUCUGUGACUGCUUGCCGGGAUAUUGGAGCACCUGUACUUAAGAUCAGAGGCCUUUGGCAUCCAUAUGCGCUUGGAGAAAGUGGGGCCACACUUGUCCCCAAUGAUGUACAUCUUGGUGAGGACACAAAUGGCUACUGUCCCCAGGCUUUGCUGUUGACUGGACCAAAUAUGGGUGGAAAGUCAACUCUUCUGCGUGCUACAUGUCUAGCGGUUAUAUUGGCUCAGCUGGGUUGCUAUGUGCCUUGUGAGAUGUGUGUUAUGUCACCUGCAGAUAUUAUAUUCACGCGGCUUGGUGCAACUGACCGAAUCAUGACAGGCGAGAGUACCUUUCUUAUCGAAUGCAUGGAAACAGCAUCAGUUCUUCAACAUGCCACUCAAGAGUCUCUGGUCCUUCUUGAUGAACUUGGUAGGGGAACAAGCACUUUUGAUGGAUAUGCCAUUGCAUAUGCUGUAUUCCGUCAUCUCAUUGAAAAGGUUCACUGCCGUUUACUGUUUGCCACUCAUUAUCACCCUCUCACAAAGGAAUUUGCUUCCCAUCCUCGUGUGUCACUGCAACAUAUGGCCUGCAGUUUUAAGUCAAAAUCAUGUAGCUCUAAAGACGACGAGGAACUGGUUUUUCUUUACCGGCUCACAUCAGGUGCAUGUCCAGAGAGUUAUGGACUGCAAGUAGCACUCAUGGCUGGCAUCCCAAGAGAGGUGGUUGCAGUUGCAUCAAAGGCUAGCCAGGCAAUGAAACAGUCAAUUGGCCAGAGUUUCAAGUCAAGUGAAUGUAGAUCAGAAUUUUCCAGUCUCCAUGAAGAAUGGCUGAAAACCCUGUUGGCUGUUGCAAGGGCUGGACACUGUAGUUUAGCUGAUGAUGAUGUGUUUGAUACUUUGCUUUGCUUGUGGCAUGAGUUGAAAAGCUUAUAUUGCUUGUGAUUGGCAUUACAUGAUGUAAAUAUGCACUGUAAAAUUGUAAUGAAGAAUAGGAAACAAAUGUUGAAUCAAUUUUCAAGUUUUUAUCUCCGACAA